Messenger RNA from Anoplopoma fimbria (sablefish), 1302 nucleotides. RefSeq lists its product as uncharacterized. NCBI's taxonomy places the organism in Eukaryota, Metazoa, Chordata, Actinopteri, Perciformes, Anoplopomatidae. The transcript has 4 exons. Bases 1 to 1302 code for a protein of 433 amino acids. The record is from RefSeq and is a predicted model, not a curated record.
AUGCAGCUGGGUACAUCAUUUAGAGUACCCCUAGAGAAGUGUAGAGCCAGCCUCCGGAGAAAGCUGAAUGAGAAGGAGAAGCCCGAUAUCUCGGACAGGAGACAUAUGGUUAGAAUGAUGGUGGAUGAAAUGAGACAGCAUUGCCUAAACCCCACCCUCAGCCAGUGUGCAUUUAUUGCAAAAGGCAUCAUAGAAAAAUAUCCUAAUAGCCUUCAAGACAGGACAGAAGAGGGAGAAAAGAUGGGGAGUGGCCACUACACGCUCUGUCAGCAGCUGAAGUCCAGAGUCGACAAUCUCAACAGAAACAACACUCUAGCUCGAUUGAGAAAAGAGAGAAGGCCUGCUGUGACUCCUGCUGCCACUGCUGGCAACAGUGAGCCAGCCAGAAAAUGUGCCAAAACAGACUCAUAUGGCUGCAUUAACUGGCAGCCAAUCGUUCUCCCAGAGGGAGAAACGAAGGAGUCUCUUCUUCAUAAAAAAGAGGAGCUCAAGCUCAUUUUCAGCCACGAGGGCCAAAGAGGAGCGGACAGGGCAAGAGUAGCAGAACUGAUGGAGACUACUUUCGAGACCCAACGGCGCAAUAUAAACAUGCUGCCAGCUAUGCAGGAACUGAUUAAAGAAUGGCCAUUCCUCUUCCAGAAGAGAUUCCUCCUUGAUCACUUCAACCAGCUGACAGGGAUCGAGCUGGAUGCAAGACUCAGGGAGUCCAUGGAAAGCAAGGGGAAGAGGGUAAUGACAUUUUUCCAGUCACAGCUGCUUCGUUGGGGAAAAGAAGUAAGGACAGUCCUCGCCAACUUGGCAAAAGAGCCAGAAGUUGACCCCUGCCUUGCUGUCGUAUUGACCAUGAUGGCCUUCUUUCAUGAAAAAGAGGACGCCCUGUUCAUUCUAGCUGAUCUCACCACCACUCAGGCAGACGCAGAGACCCAGCUUUCCCUUCCCAGGACGCCAAGAAUAAUCCUGCUGGGAGAUUCCAUUCUCUCAGCGAAGCAAUGGAUGCUGGCCUUGGAGGGCAAGGUGUUUAUAACACCAACCAACCUCCAGAUGGACUUCACCUCUGCCCUGGCGGUCCUCUUUGGGUCUCAUUAUGCCUUCAAUAUUGAGUACCAGCCCGAGGCAGCUUCUACCCUGGAUUUCAUUCAGAGGUUUCUCGUCAGGAUCAAUCCUGAAUUUUCCAAGUGCACGGCGAAGUUCCAGACGAGCAAGAAGACAAAUAAGAUGGUGCAGAGGAAGCAGGUGUCCCUCAAUCCCCACGUGGCUGCAUUCAUAAGGGACUUCACCGAAUUUGAUUGGCAGAAUUUCUAA